AAGAACGGUCUAUCUAUUUAUUUGGUUUCUUUUCUCCUCUCUCCUCUCUCCUCUCUCCUCUCUCUCUAACCCUUUCCUGGUAAACCGAAGACUGACUUGGUUCUCCGGCAUUGACUGGACUCCCAGGCAGCCCACUCCGGCAACAUGACACAGUCAGAUCGGGGUAGGUACAUGCAAUGGGGAUAGGAGUGGAGGGGUUUAUUGAUAUAUCAGGAAUUCGGCAAAUUGGCCGAAAAUUCUAGCUUUCAGGGCAAAGGUGGAGGUUUCAUAGUGGAAUCUCUAGAUUAGGGUUCAAGCAAUUGUUGAAAAGGAUUCAAUUUCCUGGGUUUUCGAUGAAUUCAGAGAGCAAAACUGGAGGUUUCAUACUGGAAUUUCUAAAUUAGGAGCAAAGGAAGUGUUGAGAAAGAUUUGAUUUUUUAGUGUUCGAUGAAUUCAAGGAUGAAUUCAGGGAACAAAUCUGGGGGUUUCAAUCUGGAAUCUCUGGAUUAGGGAGCAAGGAAGUGUUGAGAAAUAUUCAAUUUUUGGGGGUUUCAAUGAAUUCGAGGAUGAAUUCAGGGAAGGGGUUUCUGGUUCCCCCAGAAAACGAAACCCAAAUUGGGGGUUCUUGGCUGCCCCUCACACCGGACAAGCCUCCUAACUUGCCAAGAUCAAAUGGUGUCCCGCUUGAAAGUCAAGGUAAUCAAGCAGGAAGAUCAAAUUGGCACGAAGUACUCAGUGUUCCUGAUCGACAUACACAACAAUUGACGAAUUACAAAGGAAAUGGGCAAAAUUUCAAUCUAAUUGGAUUUAUGGGACAGAAAGGCAGUUCUCAUAAUGGGGGUUUUGAUCACAAUGUUGGAUCCUAUGCACAUACCUUUGGCAACGACGCUGCAGCUUGGAAUGACAAUCCUUUGGCAGAACUUUUUGGAAAUGGAACGUCAAAUAGAAGCAAUAACGCAGCAAACAUGCCCACAAUUCUGAAUUCAUACUCUCAAGUUGACAGCAGUUGGACAGAGGGGAACUUCACUAGUUUGUUGCUUGAAAGCGAUAAUCCUAGCCCGUGUUCAAAACACUACCAGCGGAUCAAUGCUGACAGCUUACAGCAGAUGCCCAAGGAUGGAUUUCCUGUCCCUUUCCGGCCCAACUAUAAUCUAAACUCGCCACCGAGAUCAGAAGCUGAUGCUACAUCAAGUACAACCAAUUCCUUUCCAUUCGCACCUGUAACACCAGAUCACACAAGGCAGUUUGAAAACCACCACCAUCAUUCUGAAAGCUCCAGUCAAGAAAAAGAUAAGCCAGAGAAUUUAUUGACAUCUAUUGGAAGUGAAGGAAUUGAGAAUCACAGUAAUGAACUCUUGCAACAUAUUGUGGACUCAUCAUCUGCUGCUGUUUCUACAAUGUUGAAGGAAAAGAACAAUUCUGAGGGAGGUGAUCGAGGCAUAGACUUGAAUGACUCACCCCAGCAGAAACCAAAAAGGAGAAAACACAGACCAAAGGUGAUUGUGGAAGGCAAACCGAAAAGAACUCCACAGCCCAAAAAUCCGAAGAACACCAACUCUGAUAACCCAUCUGGAAAGAGGAAGUAUGUGCGCAAGAAGAACCUUGACGCCACAGCAACUCAAGGGACAGAUGCUCCAAAUGAAGUUACACUUCCUAAUUUUGAAUCUAAUGCCAACAAGAACCCAAGUGGCAAGAGGAAGUAUGUGCGCAAAAAGAGCCUUGAAGCCACAGUGACACAACAGACAGAUCCUGCAAGCAAAGUUACAGGUCCUAAUUUUGAUUCUAAAGCAAAAUCUAGCAGGAGAAAGUUGGAUUUUGAGUUGGAAAACAAUAAAAACAGUGAAAGCCAGGGCGAAGCAGCUAUUAACCAGGUGGAAAUACAUCAAGAGAAACAUGCAUCGUUUAAUUUGAAUUUGGAUUCUCAAGCCACCAAGUUAUGCUCUGAAAUCAACAGCGUUGCCAGAAUGGAAUCAGCUGAGAUAAACGUGCAGAAUGGAUAUACAGGUGGCAACCAGCAAGCAAGAAGUACAUGUGAGAUAAAGGUGCAGAACGGAUAUACAAGAGGAAACCAGCAAGCAGGGAGUACAUGUGAGAUAAACGUGCGUAAUGGAUAUACAGGAGGGAACCAGCAAGCAAGAAGUACAUGUAACCUUACCCAUUACAUGAAUCAAAUGCCAGCUGAAAGCAUACCAUUUCCAGAGAGGUGUGCCCCUGCAGCCCCACCAGUUGCAAUCAAACAAAAUGCUCUAAAUGUCAUUGCAAGAAGUGCAAGCAUGAGAAAUGCAAUUCUGUACCAAACAACCGAGAAAAACAGUUACAGUCGGGAGCAUCAACAUUUCCAAGGAGAAUCUUUAAUUCAGAAUGAAAGAGCUCAGUUUGACUCUUACAAGAAUAUCUCACAAGCAAAUACUACUCAUGUAAACCUUGAGGAAACCAGGCAGAAGACAUGGCAGAGAAUCCUUCAAAUGGUAGAAAAAAAGGAGGCCAAUUCCAAUGAAAAAAGAGGAUCAAAGAGGGAAAAUUGUUAUGCAAUUGAGCAAACAGGUCCCUCUGGAAUAAAUCAGAUGGCUUCGCCAUUUUUUUGCCAGGAGAAAUAUCAGGUAGAUGACCAUAACAGUAACAGCCACAAUUUUGGAACCAGCUGUUCGAAAAUUUACAAGAAAACGAGAACAGAGAAUGGAUUUUACACAACCAUGUGUAGCACACCUUGUGUGACAGUUAAAGACGAUAGGCUCUUUCAGUUCCCGACUGCUGAGCACAAUAUCCAGAAGCAACUUACUGCAUCUGAGCUGCAUUCAACCAUAGAAAGGAUGGGAGAGAAAAGACCCAGCAGAUCAACUCAGGUCCACAACAUUACCUCCCUAGCUGUGAUGACCAACUCGAACCUGCUGUCAUCAACUCCACCCAAAAAUUCCCCCGCAUCUACUUAUCAGCAAGGAAUUGAAACUAACCAUGCAAAUAUGUCAAUAGAAAGGUUCAACGUGGCAUCAACUUCAUCCAACCCAGUCUCAUCCUAUACAAAUAAAAUGCUCUUGCAAAAGGAUGCUUUGCAUUAUCGACAAUCCUCCAUGAAAGAAAGAGCAGGCCAACGAGAGCAGCAAUACUCAGUUACAAUUGAUGAAAUCACAUGCAGACUGCAAGGUCUAAAUAUCAUUGGCAGGAGCAAGAAAACAGAUGGGAAUGAGCGAAAUGCACUUGUUCCAUACAAAGGACCUGGCACAAUGGUUCCGUACGAGGGGUUUGACCCUAUCAAGAAACGCAAGCCACGGCCUAAAGUGGACCUUGACCCAGAGACAAAUAGAAUUUGGAAACUAUUAAUGGGAAAGGAAGGAAGUGAAGGCACCGAAGCAGGAGACAAGGAGAAGUGGUGGGAAGAAGAACGGAAAGUAUUCCGUGGACGAGCAGACUCUUUCAUUGCACGCAUGCAUCUUGUUCAAGGAGAUAGGCGCUUCUCGAUGUGGAAAGGAUCAGUUGUUGACUCAGUAAUAGGAGUGUUCCUUACUCAGAAUGUUUCAGACCAUCUUUCAAGCUCUGCCUUCAUGUCUCUUGCAGCAAGAUUCCCCCUUUGGUCAACCACCAGUGAUCAACCAUGCUACCAUACUGAAACAAGCAUACUGGUUGAAGAACCAGCAGUUCAGAUAUUAGGCCCAGAUGGCGCUGUUAAAUGUCAUGAAAAAAUAGUAAGGCAACCAGUUUUCAACCAAGCACCUGUAACAUACCAUGAAUCACCAAAGCACAGAACAGAAGAUCCAACCUCAGGAACAGCAAGAACAAGUCAAGCAACUGAGCAUCAUAGGAUAGCAAACGGAAAAGCUGGUUCAUCACAAAAUUCUUCUGAUUCUUUUGUAAUUCAUGCCAAUGGAGAAAUCCAAUCCUGCUCAGGGUCCAACUCAGAAGCUUCAACUCAUGGGGGAAAAUCUAACAAGAUCCAUGGUCCUCCAUCUCUUCUACAUACAAGGAGAACUGCUUCGUUCCAGAUAUUUCACAAUCCUGUAACUGGGAGCCUGUGCUUUGAUGACAUGUCAACAAAUUGGCAUAAGCAAUCAGAAGACAUAGACUACAAUAAGCAAAUCCCAAGAUUGCAAACCCACCCAAUCAAUUCUGACUUUUCCCACAUGCAAGGAAGAAUUGUGCCUCCCAGUCAUUUUCAGUUGCACAUGACACCAGACUUGGCAGGAAAGGAAGCUGACUGUUUUGGAAUGUUGAGAGAAGAAAGCAUAUCUUCUUUGCCUUCAACUGAUUCUGGAAUUGCCAAGGGAAAAGGUGUAGACUAUAUGAAUAGAAAGAUUGGACAUACUGCAGAUAUAAUGAGUAAAAACAUUGUCCAACAGAAUGGAGUGCCAAUGAUUCCAGCACCAACAAUUAACCCAUACGCACUUCUAACCAACCAACCAACACACCAAAAAAGUAGCUUACAGUCAGUACCUCAAACUGGAAAGGGCCAGCUUUCUCUCAAUGCUCAUCAACAAGAAAGGUUUGGGCCAUUUCAAUUGGAAAACACAUUGGUUAAAGAGCGAAUAAGACAGACUGAUGCAGUUGCUAUGAGUCAAAGUUGUACCAGGCAUCAAGCUCCUAAUGACCCCAAGCGGCAAGUUUUUGAUGUGGAGGAGCGAACUACUGUAGUCAAUAAGCAACAAUUCUUGGAGACUACAGCAAUUGAAGUAAAUGAAAAGGAGCAAAUAUAUUGUACUGGUGAGACAACUCCUGGGAUGAGUACAAAUAUGUCAAAUGCAAGAAAAGGAAAGGCUGGGGAUGAGAAGGGAGAAUCAUUUGACUGGGAUAGCUUGAGAAAGCUGGUGGAACCCAAUGGUAGAAGAAAGGAAAGAAACAAGGACAAAAUGGACUCCCUGGACUAUGAAGCAUUACGAUGCGCAAAUGUCAAUGAGAUUUCUAAUGCCAUCAAAGAACGAGGAAUGAACAACAUCCUAGCUGAACGAAUCAAGGAUUUCCUUAACCGACUAGUUAGAGAACAUGGCAGCAUUGACCUAGAGUGGUUGAGAGAUGUUCCUCCAGAGAAGGCAAAAGAUUAUCUUUUAAGUAUUCGAGGAUUGGGCUUAAAAAGUGUGGAGUGUGUACGGCUAUUAACUCUUCAUCAUCUUGCUUUCCCGGUUGACACGAAUGUUGGAAGGAUAGCUGUGAGACUGGGAUGGGUCCCUCUCCAACCAUUACCAGAAUCUCUUCAACUACAUCUCCUAGAGCUGUAUCCAAUGCUUGAGUCAAUUCAGAAAUAUCUGUGGCCCAGACUCUGCAAGCUGGAUCAGCGAACACUGUAUGAGCUACAUUACCAGAUGAUUACAUUUGGAAAGGUUUUCUGCACAAAGAGCAAGCCAAAUUGCAAUGCAUGUCCAAUGAGAGGAGAGUGCAGACACUUCGCAAGUGCUUUUGCAAGUGCAAGACUUGCCCUCCCAGGCCCAGAAGAGAAAAGUGUAGUGAGUUCAGCUAUUCCCGUUGCCACUGACAAAAGCCCUGCUGUGGCAAUCAAGCCAAUGCCACUACUACCAGCUGGCAGCAGUGAACCUAAAGAGAUGGAGUCAUUUGUGGGCACCUGUGAGCCUAUUGUCGAGGAACCAACAACACCAGAACCAGAAAACACAGAAAUAACAGAAAGUGACAUUGAAGAUGCUUUUUAUGAGGAUCCUGAUGAAAUUCCUACAAUCAAACUCAACAUUGAAGAGUUCACAAUGAAUCUGCACAACUAUAUGCAAGAGAAUAUGGAUCUGCAUGAAGGAGAUAUGUCCAAAGCCUUAGUUGCUUUGAAUCGAGAAGCUGCUUCCAUCCCUACACCGAAACUGAAGAAUGUGAGUCGACUACGGACAGAGCACCAAGUGUAUGAACUUCCAGAUUCACACCCUCUCCUACAAGGGCUGGAUAAACGAGAACCUGAUGAUCCAAGCCCAUACCUUCUUGCUAUAUGGACACCAGGUGAAACAGCAAAUUCAGUUCAACCACCUGAAAGAAGUUGUGCCUCUCAAGAAUCAGGCAAACUGUGCAACGAAAAAACAUGUUUCUCAUGCAGUAGUGUGAGAGAAGCAAAUUCACAGACAGUCAGAGGGACCAUUUUGAUACCAUGUCGAACAGCAAUGAGAGGGAGUUUUCCACUCAACGGUACAUACUUCCAAGUUAAUGAGAUGUUUGCAGAUCAUGAAUCCAGUCUUAAUCCAAUUGAUGUUCCAAGGGCAUGGAUAUGGAAUUUGCCUAGACGAACAGUGUACUUUGGGACCUCCGUAACAUCAAUUUUUAAAGGCCUGCCAACAGAGGGAAUUCAAUACUGCUUCUGGAGAGGAUUUGUCUGUGUAAGGGGAUUUGACCAAAAAACAAGGGCACCUCGACCUCUCAUGGCUAGACUGCACUUCCCCGCAAGCAAGUUGAUCAAGACAAGAAAUGAAGGCGAUUAAAAAGAUGCCCAUAAUGCAGAGGAGUACCAAUUUAUGGUGCUAACCAAGUCUAUCAGUACAGGGAGAAAAAUUGAUUGCUAAACAUGGAAACAGAUCAAUGACUAACAUAUUGUUGUACAUUCAAUUGUUCCUGCUCUAACAUGAGAUGCAUUUUACAUGCAAUUCAGGCGGCACAAAAAAAUUUUCAAAUUAUUUGAUGAGAUCCCCUGACAAUUAGGCAUUAGUCUGUACAUGACUCAUUGUAAUUGUUUCAAUUCAAUGCUUGAAAAUGAGCAUUGUUCAAAGAUUAGCACAACGCAGAAUAAGACGGAGGAGAAAAAUGUAGCUUGUGAAGUUGAUACUUAUUCUCAUUCAUUGUAUAUAUGUGCAAGCAAAUAGAAAUCACAUGAGUUAUGCGAAGACAAUGUUGCAUGCA
Camellia sinensis is the source of this 6789-nucleotide messenger RNA. RefSeq names its product HhH-GPD base excision DNA repair family protein (gene DME). NCBI's taxonomy places the organism in Eukaryota, Viridiplantae, Streptophyta, Magnoliopsida, Ericales, Theaceae. Gene Ontology annotation, molecular function: DNA N-glycosylase activity; 4 iron, 4 sulfur cluster binding; DNA demethylase activity. The record is from RefSeq and is a predicted model, not a curated record. Gene Ontology annotation, biological process: chromosomal 5-methylcytosine DNA demethylation pathway; base-excision repair.